GCUUGUGAUUGAGAGAAGUGAUCAAAAUUUAGAUUCGAAAUCUUCCGGGCCGAUUCGAAAUCCACAGGAGAAGAAUGAGAUGCAUGUGGGGAAUUCGACGCUAGACGAAAUGGAUGGCUCGUCGAUGCUUAUUGCUUGACAAUGCCGACAAACAUUCCUAUUGGACCGGAAUCGAUGGUCYUCUCCACCAUGGGUUUUGGMUAUGAGAGAAUGAAAACAGCUGCAUUCAGUUCGUCUAGCUCGUUAUACUUUAAGAGAGAGAAAAACAACACCAGUCUGGAUCCCGAACGAGCGAUGACGAURYUCSUUGGCAAUGGCGGAGCGCAGCCUCGUGGUGGACGUCGAGGCAAGAGCCAACCGCUUCUGAGACAUGUUUUGUUCCCUUCUAGAAGUCCUCCCAAACGGAUGCCAGAGGCYCCGAAGGUUGGGAAGGRGAUUCUCGCGUUGACCRACGACCUGUCGCUUUCGAAUCCAACCAACGCCUCGCCUGCGAGCGGCACCGCUGUGAGGAGCCUGGAGAAGCGCUCCCGCGGCCAGACCCUGCACAAGCGCAGCCGCUGCGUCUUUGUUUCGAACCACUCGAAAACCAAGCCCCCGUCGUCCUGCUCGUCGCCCUCGAAAACCGAGUACGGUACGAAGACCACCCGGGUCCGAAAGCACUGCCGCCGCCGCCGCAAUCUAGCCCUGAACGGGAUGGACUUUGARGUCUUGUUGCGUGGGCGUUAGUCACCCCGACAAAAAACCAACGAUGGAAUAGAAACCGACGCAUUGUCUCUUGGAGCGAAUAGACUCUUUAUGUUGC
Messenger RNA from Pseudo-nitzschia multistriata, 802 nucleotides. Lineage: Eukaryota; Bacillariophyta; Bacillariophyceae; Bacillariales; Bacillariaceae. The record is from the annotation of a GenBank genome assembly.